Molecule: messenger RNA, 243 nt
Organism: Lasiosphaeria miniovina
Lineage: Eukaryota; Fungi; Ascomycota; Sordariomycetes; Sordariales; Lasiosphaeriaceae
Exons: 1
Source: RefSeq, a predicted model, not a curated record
GAGCAUUCGCCUCACAAAAGGACGAGGAUUGUAACGAGCUACGAAUUGGGCCUGUCCCGGCCCGCCAUCGCGUUCAAAGAAGGCGUCAACCAGGCGUCCAUUUCCAAGGUCGUAUCUCGAUACCAGAACCAGAUUUCGGGCAAAUCUUUACCGUGUUCAGGCCGCCCCAAAGCUCUUAAUGAACGCGAAAAUAAGGCAUAUAUUACGUUGUAUAGACCUUGGCCCCUUCAUACCGAUCGAUAA